AUGGAGAUUUUCGAAUCAGUUGAAGCCUUUAAGAACGAUGUGGGCAUAUACCAACUUGGUCACCUGAAACUUCCCAUACACUCCCCAUACGCAAAAGAUCAAAUUCACCAGGCAAGAUGCCUCGACCGCUUCCCAGGUUGCAAGAAUCUUGAUAUCAGCAACAUCUAUGAACUGAAACCAUUGAGUGCAAAAGAUGAAGGUCCUCAAACAAAUCCCGCCUGGGCAGCAUACGAGGAUCCAGACCUCGAACUACAAAUUACUCACGAGGCGGAUAUACACGAACGCCUCAAACAUCGUCCACAACCAAUCGUUUUCUCAUACAAAGGAUACUCAAUGCCAUCGGAUGAUCAUCGGGUAUUUCCAAACGAUAUGGAUCAACACAUCAACAAAAAAUCAAUCCAUGUCAUUUUAGCAAACGAAUUGCUUCUUUAUGGCCGCCUAGCAUUUGAUGAUUCUACAAAACAAUCUUUGCAUGGAACACUCGGGGUAUUAUCCAUCUUAGCUCAUUGGGCAUAG
Molecule: messenger RNA, 516 nt
Organism: Botrytis porri
Lineage: Eukaryota; Fungi; Ascomycota; Leotiomycetes; Helotiales; Sclerotiniaceae
Exons: 2
Coding region: 1-516 (171 amino acids)
Source: RefSeq, a predicted model, not a curated record